Guyanagaster necrorhizus is the source of this 1509-nucleotide messenger RNA. RefSeq lists its product as uncharacterized. NCBI's taxonomy places the organism in Eukaryota, Fungi, Basidiomycota, Agaricomycetes, Agaricales, Physalacriaceae. Bases 193 to 1251 code for a protein of 352 amino acids. The transcript has 3 exons. The record is from RefSeq and is a predicted model, not a curated record.
GGAAAGCUGGGAGAUAUGCGCGAGUAACAGGAUGAGGUCCACAGACGGAUAAUCGAUUACGUGGGUUAACGUUGAACGACGAUCCAUAGGGGGUUGGUAACGAUCGUGGUGCCCUGACAGCGCGUUUGUAUCUCUCAGACAUUCAUAUACAUAUACAUAUACAUAUACCAUGCUCCCAUCUUUCCGUCCUACAUGCCCCCAGAGAUAUACGACCUCAUCAUCGACCACCUCGCCGAUGACCUCUCCGCACUCUCCGCGUGCGCCCUCGUCUCCCGCGCUUUCCUCCCUCGGUCCCAACACCAUCUCUUCCGACAUGUCACGUUCUACCCGCCCCAGCCGCACUCCGAGACGAACCGGUGCGCGCGGUUCCCGACGCCGAAAGCCCCGCUUGUCGAGAGCCUCACGAUCUUUGAGCGGCGGCUGCCCCUGGGCCACGGGGGUGGGAUGCGCACAAACGCGUGGACGGAGGAGGCCUUGCCGCGGGUGCUGCCCCUGCUCGUGGCGCUGCGGAGCGCCGAGUUUGCGGGGCAGAUGUAUUUGGAUGAGAGGCAUCGCGUGCGAACGGGCGUGCAGGGUGUACUGCCCCGGCUGACGAGCCUCACGCUUGAUGGGGUGUAUUUUAGCAAUCUUGCGGAGCUGGGGGCGUUCUUUGGGUGUAUGCCAAGGUUGAAGGGGUUGGUGCUGAAUGUUAUGACUGUUGGCAGGAGGGCUGGCGACCGUCGGGUGCGGGGUGGGUUGUGUGGCGAAUUGGAGACGCUCGAGGUGGGGAUCGGGCAUCUUCAUCCGAGGUGGAUAAGGUAUCUGCUUGGGAGGGAUGGUGUGAUUUCGCUGGAGAGCCUGAGAGAGCUCGUUUACCCUCUCACCUUGGAAGCGGAUUCGUGGUUGCCCGGUGUGGAUGAGCUCGUCGGGCGUGCGCCGAGGUUGGAAAAGGCGGUGUUGGUGGAUUCGAGGGGAGGGCGUGAGUCGCAUCUCUUUUCACUGACUAGUCGGAUCCUCAUCCGGGGUAUGACACCCGUACCCGAUACCUGCCGCCUCCGUUCCUUCACCGUGUUCGCUCCCCUGGAUCGAUCCGAAGUUCGUUGGACCAAGGUGGAUGUGUCGGAAAUUGCGGUUGAUUGGACGAGGACGUUGCUGGGUCUCGGUCCCCGCUUGGAGCAGGUUGUCAUCCUGAUUAAUGCAAAGUCGAAGACGCACCUUGUGAUGAGACCGAACAGUGUGGAUGGAUGCUCACGCGGGCUGUUAAAGCUGUGAGCUGUCCUGCUACUCCCCGGUCGUCUAUCCCUUCUGAGCGUCGUCCACAGAUGAUACCAUUGACGUAUAUUUCUCGUAUACGAUACGCUUGUCAACGGUCUGUUUUGCUCCAAAGUUCGACUGAGAGUCUCCGUAAGGCCAUCAAUCAUAGUAUACGAUCGGUGGUGUAGUCUUCUUAGCCCGAUUUGUCCCCUGAAUAUCUGUCUUUUCCUCCUGCUGCCAACCCCAAGUGUCAUGGAGAAGAAGCCGUUUUUUUUU